Messenger RNA from Tripterygium wilfordii, 2134 nucleotides. RefSeq lists its product as uncharacterized. NCBI's taxonomy places the organism in Eukaryota, Viridiplantae, Streptophyta, Magnoliopsida, Celastrales, Celastraceae. The coding region runs from base 91 to 1329 and encodes 412 amino acids. Gene Ontology annotation, biological process: regulation of DNA-templated transcription; chloroplast organization. Gene Ontology annotation, cellular component: chloroplast. The record is from RefSeq and is a predicted model, not a curated record. Gene Ontology annotation, molecular function: double-stranded DNA binding. The transcript has 2 exons.
UCCAGUCGGAUCACUUCCCGACCCGAACCCAACUACUGUUCAAGUAAUAGAGCUGCUAAAACCCUCUCUCCGAGAUUUUGGCUUCUAUUGAUGGUCGUUCACCGGACCGGAGCCGCCAUGGAAGUUAUCCACAACUUUCAAGUUUCAUGCUUUAAGACAGGAGUGCUCAGUGGUUGUUUUCCAUUUGCUGUUCCAAAGGUAAUUCCUAUUCAAGAGAUUUACAGAAGAGGUGCUGCAAUCCCUAUCGCAUUUGUCUCUGUCAAGAACCAAUCAACUCAAAACGCCGUCUCAACCAAAAAUCAGGAUUCUUCCACCGUCGCCUACCUCAUAAGUUCAUGUGGGUUGUCUCCAGAAUCUGCAAUCUUGGCAUCCCAGAAGGUACAAUUUCAAAACCCGGUGAGACCCGAAUCUGUUCUUGCCCUUUUGAGAAAUUACGGGUUCUCAGAAACCCAAAUCUCUAAUAUAGUCAGGAAACGCCCAGUCCUCCUUUUAUAUGAUCCCCUGAAUAUUCUUUCGCCCAAACUUGAAUUCUUUCUCUCUAUAGGCAUUUCGAGAGCUGAUCUUGCUCGGAUGCUCUCUUCAGACCCAACCAUUUUGACUAGAAGCUUGGAGAACCAGAUUAUACCCUCUUAUAACUAUCUCAAGAGUGUGCUUUUAACUGAUGAAAAGAUUUUUUCUGCAAUGAAGCGCACUACUUGGAUCUUUUUAAACAAUCAUUCCAAGAAUUUGAAACCAAAUAUCACGUGUUUGAGUGAAUUAGGCGUGCCGCAGUCAUGCAUUUCUCUGUUGCUGACUCAUUUUCCUGAGGCUGUGAUGCAAAGGCAUGACCAAUUUAGCAAAAUUGUGGAUGAGGUUAAGGAAAUGGGGUUUGAUUCAAAGAAGUCCACUUUUGUUUUAGCAGUACAUGUACUUUCAGGGAAAGGAAAUCGGUCGACAUGGGAACGGUGUGGUGAAGUUUAUAAGAGAUGGGGUUGGUCUAGCGAUGAGAUUCUUGCAGCGUUUAGGAAGCACCCACAUUGUAUGAUGCUAUCAGAGAAGAAAAUCAUGCAGGGAAUGGACUUCUUGGUGAAAAAGAUGAGGUGGCCAUCCAAAGUGAUUUCUCGAUUCCCUCUGGUGUUGUCUUUUAGUCUGGAGAGGAGAACUGUACCCAGAUGUAGAGUAAUUCAGGUUUUGUUGUCUAAGGGAUUGAUAAAGGACAGUUUGAGUUUGACUAGUAUUUUGGUGCCUGUAGAGGAGUAUUUUCUGCAGAGGUUUGUGACCAGAUAUGAUGUGGAGGUACCUGAGUUGCUGAGUGUGUAUAAAGGAAAUGUGGAUCCUGAGGACAUAUAAGUUAUGUGAAAUUGUUUUUGGGGAAGGAAGGAUUCAAAACCAGUGAAGCUCUGUACUUGGAUGUCUCGGUGAGUCCUGAUACCCAUGUCUACUUCUUCUCGAUUGUUUUGAGCUCUCACUAAGAGGUGUGACAUUGUCUUACCUUCAUUGUAUCCAUCAAGUAUUCCUCGUUACCAUGAGCUGCUACUAUUUAGAUCCUUCGCGUCUAAGGACAAAAAGAAAAACAUCUUACCUUACAAAAUCUUACAAAAUCGUAUGGAUUGUCCCUGAAACAAGAGAAAUCUGCAUCGAAAAAAUCACAGCUUGACAGACCCGAAAGACCCAACUCCGUCCUUGAGCUUCCUGAAAGUGAUGAGAAGAUUGUGGAAUACUGGAAGUGACAGUGGACUUUUUUGUGAACAGAAUGGGUUCUCUGUCUUAACGAAUUGCUGGGAUUCCAACUCUUCUUCUUUACAGCUUUGAGAAGAUGAUUGUUCCCCGGCGUUCUCCUUCAUUGAAGAACUUUUUGGACUAAAUAGGAAGAAAACAUUCCUCAACUAUUGGAUUUUGUAUAAAGGAAAAGUUGAUCUCCUGGAUUUAGGGAUGAAAUCCAAUGCAUAUGUGUGAAGCAGCUGAAUGUAAAUUAUACAGAGGUUAAGAGUGCUUGUCACCUCUUCUUAUGUAGAUCUUUGCUCUUGCCUUGUUCUUGUCAUGUCAGAGCAUUGGAUCAUGUUAUCUUGCUUCGUAGGUAAUUGACAUUGUUCUGCAAUGUGGAUGCAUUCUUGUGGUCAAAUAAGAUUGUCAAGGAGGUUAAGGACUUGACCUC